UUACACCGCCCCAGGGGGCUGAUCUGGCCCAAGGCAUCCCAACCGGUUCCCCCUCGCUCUCCCCAGCGGCUCCAUUUUACGCAAAGGAAAAAGGGGAGGCUGGAGGUGGUGGGUGUAAAAAAAAAAAAAAUGUUUGCAGCCGAAUUAAAAGCUUGAUCGAGGCUGGGGGUGACGGAGAAGAGAACGAGAGCGAUCGGGGGGAGGGACCGAGCGAAGUGGGCAGGCGCUUUGCGCGCAUGCUCCUCGGCGCGACUCCAUGUGGAAGACGCGCAUUUGAUAAAGGGAGGGGGAGACGGCAGGAGGAGGAUUAGGGAGAGGAGGAGGAAUCUAGCCGGCUGGUUUAAAAUAGGAGGCUUCUUCGCUUCCCUCCCCCCACUUUUGGAGGGGGUGGGGUAACAAACAGACAACCCACCCAGCAACCUUAGGUCAUCUUAACCAGAAGCGGAUCUCCCUCCUUCCUUUUAUCGGGAUUGCACCAGCGGCUUUUGUGCCUUGCCAUCCAAUCGCCCCUGUCAGGAGGACUGGAGUGCCUCUUCAGAACUCAUGAAUGUCUGGGACAGUGGCUAAAGAAAGCGGUGGUUGUCCCGCUGGGAACUCCCUUCUCUUUGCCUGUCUUCCAAGCAGGAGGUGGCUCAGUCAGUAUGUGAUAGAAUUCUGUCACUGACAUCCAUGUUGGAAAAGACACUGCCUGAAUUAUACCAGAGCACCAUAAUGACUGAAGAAGCUUGCAGGACACGAAGUCAGAAGCGAGCACUUGAGCGAGAGAUCACGCAGAACGACGUGGACAGUAAAAAGAUGAAGCUGGACAAAGGACUUUUGGGGGGGCCCGAGGCAAAUGCCGAGGGUGCGGACCUUAAGAUAAAGACUGAUUCUGGAUCCAGGAGAGUCCAAGGAUUAUUGAAAGGCGGGGAGAUGAAAGCCACAAUCAAACUGGAGGUGCCGACGGGAGACGAACCAGUGGACAUGAGCACCUCAAAAAGUGACCCAAAGCGAGAGAGGAGAGUUCCUUCGCCUGAUGUCAUAGUGCUAUCGGACAAUGAGCCCUCAAGCCCUAGAAUGAACGGGUUGACGAAAAUUGCAUUAAAAGAGACCAGCGCGGAGGUGCUGAUGAAAAGCAGCCAGGAAGAACGGGAGCGAAUAAUCAAGCAGCUGAUGGAUGAGCUGCGGCUAGAAGAAGCCAAACUGGUGCUGUUGAAGAAACUACGGCAGAGUCAGAUACAGAAAGAGACAACAGCUCAAAAGCCUGCUGGUUCCUCAGGAAAUGCAGUGGCAACCCCUCCCCCCUUAGUGCGAGGGACACAGAACAUUGCCUCCAGCAAGUCUGCCCUCCUUCAGAACUCUUCUUCGCGUAUUUCCGGGACUGUUAUACCUCCCCCGUUGAUCCGGGGAGGGCAGCAGGCCUCCUCGAAGCUGGGCUCUCAGCAGAACACGCAGAUAGUAAUGCCGCCUCUGGUCAGAGGAGCGCAGCAAAUCCACAACAUCCGCCAACACUCCAGCUCGGGGCCGCCUCCGCUGCUCCUUGCCCCACGGGCGUCCGUCCCCAGCGUGCAGAUACAGGGUCAGCGGAUCAUACAGCAGGGCCUCAUCCGUGUCGCCAAUGUCCCCAACGCGAGCUUGCUGGUCAACAUCCCACAGGCCUCCCCAACUUCGCUCAAAGGUACGGCCGUGACGUCUGCCCAGGCCAACGCAGCCACCACGACCAGUGGUGCGGCCAUCGUCAACUCCAACGACUCACCAGCCAGUCGGCAAGCGGCCGCCAAGCUCGCGCUGCGGAAGCAGCUGGAGAAGACACUGUUGGAGAUCCCUCCUCCCAAGCCACCAGCUCCCGAAAUGAACUUCCUGCCAAGCGCAGCCAAUAACGAGUUCAUUUACCUGGUUGGCUUGGAGGAGGUGGUGCAGAAUCUACUAGAAGCUCAAGGCAAAGUUCCCCUGACGCCCUCUUCACAGGAGCCCUACACUUGCGUCCAAUGCAAGACGGACUUCACCUGCCGCUGGAGGGAGGAGAAGGGUGGCUCCAUCAUGUGUGAGACCUGCAUGUCCUCCAACCAGAAAAAGGCGCUGAAGGCUGAGCACACCAGCCGGCUGAAAGCCGCCUUCGUCAAGGCCCUGCAGCAGGAGCAGGAAAUCGAGCAGCGGAUAUUGCAGCAGGCGGCUUCUCCGGUUCCGACCAAGCCAGACCAGAUCGCCCAGCCGCAUCACUCACUGAAGCAGGCCUCCAGCCAGCUGCCCCGAAGUGCCAGCACCCCCCGGGGAGUCUUGCAUGCAUUUAGCCCGUCGCCCAAGUUGCAGAACGCGUCCGGUGUGUCCGUGCUUGGUGGCAGGCAAGGUAAGCGUGCUCAGAGACCCAUCGGCAAAGGAGGUGCUUACACUUGGAAGAAGACUCCCGUCAAUGCAGGUGGGGCGCUGAACUUCGUGAACCCUAGUCUCACCGUGCACAAAGCAACUUCUUCAGCUGUGGACCGCCAGCGCGAGUAUCUUCUGGAUAUGAUCCCCCCGCGAUCCAUCCCUCAAUCUGCCACCUGGAAAUAACGCAGGAACCUCCGCCUUGAGUGGAAGACGUCUACCUUUUUGUUUUUGUUUUUGUUUUUUUGUUGCCCACCCCUCCCGACCUUCUGAUUCUGCCACCCUCAUCCCAAAAUGCCACCAUGCGGUAGAAAUCUGCUCUCGAGCCUAGCUGGAUCUGCCUGUAGGGUUUGCAGGGAGGCAGAAAGGACUCUCGGAAGGGUGGUGAUGAACGUUAGGCUACCAAAUCUUGCAAGAGAGAGAGAGAUAUAAACACACACAUAUAUAUAUUUCCCUUGACAGCAAAUGCUGUCUUGGAAAGAAGAGAAGAAUCCAGUUUUAUCAUUUUUUCUUUACAUAUUUUGUCUCUGUUUUGGCGGGGGAUUGUUUUUUUUUUCCUGAUCACCACAGAACGAGGACUGUGCAGAAUAGUUUGGCUCUCGGCUGCUUUUAAUUUUCCCUUCCCGCCUUACAUUGAUAGUUAUUUUUGUUGUGUGUUUUUCCUUUUUGGUCGAUCGUACAACGGUCAUCAGCAAUUAAGGACUUCUUGCUUCCUGCUCAUGGAAAACAGAACCAGAACCCAGUGGUAGCGGACAGAAUUGGCAAAGACGGAAUGGUUCUCUCAUGUCCUCUACGGCAAUCGUAUAAAGGAUGAUGGGGUUUUUUUGUGUGUGCUUUAAAAAAAAAUCCAUCAAUAACUUUUAAAUUAUGAACACGUGCAGACGGACCAGCCCCUGCCAGAAAGGAUGGAGCAACCCAACCUGGUGCUUGCGUUUUUUCUUUCGUUCUUUUGAGUUUUCAGAAACUGGAUCCUGUUGCUGAUGGAUAUUUUGCCCUGGACACUUGAUGGUCUAAACAUUAAAAAUUACUGGACAAUUUAAACAAAAACAGCUUUUCUGAAUCUGGAUAGAACGGACAGUUGUGUGGUUUGUUUUUCUCCCAAAGAUGGCUUGUGGGGGAGGGGGCCAAGGGAGCAUGGAAGAGCUUUGAAAAGAAAGAAAAGCAACUCUUUUUUUCCCUCCCCUCAGUUGCUCUCUUCUUGGGCAAAAAAAAAAGAAAUAUUUUUUUGGCUGUCUAGGAACAGUGUGCAAUUUUGUUAGGGAUAUGGAGCAGAAGGGACCAGAAAUGUGGAAGAGGGUUGUGUUUAAAAUGAUGACAGGAGACGACUUCCUUUUGCCUCUCUUGCUGCCGAUUGCGGGUGGCGAGGCGACCUUCCCUCUUCUUGAACCGUUCCAGAUCCGGUCACUGGCUUACGGACGCAAGAGGGCCAAGGAGCGCGCUCUCCCCUGUGCAGAGUUGUCACCCUCCUUCCCUCCCCCCGCCCACCCCCACCUUUCAUUUCUCCCCAACAUGCAACUCUUCCUCCUCCUUGACCUGCAAUUCCGCCCCCCUCCACCUCACCUCCUUGCAUUUUAGUAGUCGCACCUUGGCUCACUCUCUUGCUUUCCGUCAGCUUCCCCGACAAAUCCAGCUAAACCUAGAAUCACCAGAUCUACGAUUUUGUUCCCACCCACCCCUUCUUCCCGUGCUUUUCAAAGUUAUGUUUUCUAGAGGCGGAAAUACAGACCUUUCUAAUUACUAUUCGUAAUAACAUGUUGGUACUAGAUCUAGUGCUGAUAUGGGGGUUCACUUGCAAAAACAAAAAUUAUAUAAAUAUCUAUAUCUAUAUAUAUAAAGAGGAGGGUGUGGGCGGGAGAGGUUAAUACCGUGCAUUUGAACCUUUUCUUUUUGGGGGGCGGGGGGGGCGGGACAGGGGAGGGCUCUGGUAUUUUGUUAGCUGCAAGUUAGAUACUUAAUUUAAAACUAAAAUACACCACCGUUGCUGUACAGAGGGAGGGUCCCUCUUCAGAUAUGACCCUUGUAAUAAAAAGCUCCUUCUACUUCUGUUUUUAUCUUAUUUUG
Hemicordylus capensis (graceful crag lizard) is the source of this 4404-nucleotide messenger RNA. It is a transcript of the gene GATAD2A, whose product is annotated as GATA zinc finger domain containing 2A. The record is from RefSeq and is a predicted model, not a curated record. Gene Ontology annotation, cellular component: NuRD complex. Lineage: Eukaryota; Metazoa; Chordata; Lepidosauria; Squamata; Cordylidae. The coding region runs from base 670 to 2529 and encodes 619 amino acids. The transcript is spliced from 13 exons. Gene Ontology annotation, biological process: negative regulation of transcription by RNA polymerase II. Gene Ontology annotation, molecular function: sequence-specific DNA binding.